AUGUCUGACACCGGACGCAAGCCCUUGACCGAUCAGGUCCAACAGAAAAUCACUCCUGACUCCCAGAAGUCCACCUUCGACCAGGCCAAAGACUCUGCCACUGGCACUGCAGACAGUGUUGCAGGACUGGUGCAGCCAGGAGAUAGCAAGUCUACCACCCAGAAACUCUCUGACGAGACCCGUUCCAACGUCAACACCGGCGGCGACAAAUUGUCCUCGGCUACGCAAAACAUCCAGGACACCGCCUCUAACUACACCCAAAAGGCUAGUGCGAAUACCGGGGAAGCACAAGAGACAGGCAAGGGUUACCUGCAACAGGCACAAGGCACUGCAUCCGACUACACCCAAAAGGCACAAGAGACUGCGUCGGACGCUACUCAGAAGGCACAAGGCACCGCAUCCGACUACACCCAGAAGGCGCAAGAGACUGCAGCGGACGUGACUCAGAAAGCACAAGAUACCGCAUCCGACGUCUCGCAGCAGGCUAGUGCCAAUGCCGGUGCAGCACAAGAAGCCGGCAAAGGAUAUUUGCAACAGGCCCAAGAUAUCGCUGCUAGUGCCUUGAACAGUGCUAGUAAGACUGCAGCAGACCUUGCCAACACCAUCUCGGGUGAAAAGAAAUAG
Molecule: messenger RNA, 624 nt
Organism: Capronia epimyces CBS 606.96
Lineage: Eukaryota; Fungi; Ascomycota; Eurotiomycetes; Chaetothyriales; Herpotrichiellaceae
Exons: 4
Coding region: 1-624 (207 amino acids)
Source: RefSeq, a predicted model, not a curated record